CGUCAUUCUUUAAACGCGGAAGUGCGAGUUUCGGGACGGAGCUUCUUUUUUGUUGACGUUGUUCAUUAUUGUUUCACAGAAUGAACGCGGAUAAAGCAAAGAAUCUCAGCGCCGUUCCUAUAGACGGAUUCAGUAAAGUUCGCAUAACAUCAACGUGGACUUUUCUACAGUCUAUCCAGUGGUCUGAGCCAUGGCUCAUUGGACUGGUUUCUUUUCAUCUCCUGUGCUUUGCUUUUACCAUCCUGACCUGCAAGUACUACAGAAUCCAGAUCUUCCAGUUCCUCCUGAUGGUUGCCAUGGUCUACAGUGCAGAAUAUGUGAAUGAGAUAGCAGCCAUGAACUGGAGAUCAUUCGCCAAGUUCCAGUACUUCGACUCCAAGGGGAUGUUCAUAUCAUUGGUAUAUUCUGUACCGCUCCUGUUCAACACUAUCAUCAUUGUGGCCAUGUGGGUGAGGAGGACAUUUGCGACCAUGACCGAACUGAAGACGUUGCAGUUGAAGAGGAAAGCCGCCAGACAAAAUGCUAAGAAAACUCAGUAAAGCGAGAAUAUAAUGGAGCGAGUCAAACUCAAAGUUUCCUGAGAUCUCCUUUCGAGGCUGACAACAGACCUCAUCAGUUCAUGGCUAAAGAAGAAAUAAUGGAUGGGUAGUAAAGUCUGUCUAAAACCUCCAAACACACUGAGUUUGGAGUUUGGAGCUGAGUGAUGGAGCAACCAUUCAAACCAACUGAUGAAGACAGAAAAGCUCAGAUUGUCCACCAUAACUCUUGUCUUGUGUAACGAUUUUGUCAUAUAUGCACAGAAAGAUUUUAAUAACGCGUAUAAAUAAUGUUUGUGUCAAUAAAUUUUAUGCCAUAGUUGGGUUAA
Silurus meridionalis is the source of this 865-nucleotide messenger RNA. It is a transcript of the gene tmem18, whose product is annotated as transmembrane protein 18. The transcript has 5 exons. The record is from RefSeq and is a predicted model, not a curated record. NCBI's taxonomy places the organism in Eukaryota, Metazoa, Chordata, Actinopteri, Siluriformes, Siluridae. Gene Ontology annotation, cellular component: nuclear membrane. Bases 81 to 539 code for a protein of 152 amino acids.